ACAGACCACAGUAAAUACACACAAGCAGAACCAGGAAAUCUGUCAACGAAGAUAACGACUUUCCUAACCACAAACAGAACUGAAAAGCUACCUAAUGUGUUCAAACUGUAGAUAGAUGUAAGGAAUGAUGUGAACACUGCAUUUGCUAGAGUGUAAGUAAAGGAGGGGUAGCUUGGACUAACGUGCUAGUUAAUGACAGAAGGCUAGCUGUUGCUAACAAGCUAAAGACUGGAACAUGGCAAGUCUCGGCAAAUCAACAAGUAAAGUUUCCAGGAAAGAAACAAGACCGCGAUCUCCGCCAGAUCGGAAGCGUGUGAAGGCGUCUGAGGAGUUUAAUUCGGUGUCAGAGGAGCAGCCACCGAGCCCCACUCUAAAGAGAGACGACAUCCAGGCCCUCAGCAUCAGACAAGAGGACCUGGACAAGCUUCGGAUUCCCCAGCCCCCCAAGGACUCCAACAAGCCCCCAGCGAUGACACGCGUGUUGGUCAGAAAGACCCGCCCCCCAGACCAAACCAGGAAGGAGAUAGCCGUUUCUGUGGCGAGGCCCCUCCCACAGAACUCCAUCCCCCAACCAUUGGAGUACACAGGGCCUGGUGGACCUCGCUUUGACUCUCAGGGCAUGAUUCUACCCCAUAGCAUCCUGGGAAAGCUGGAGGACUUCAAGAGAGACAUGGAGGCCAGGGGAGAGAUGGAUCUGGUUAGCCGUGUACCUGCCCCCCAGGACCAACUCUCCCAAUUGGCUGGAGAACACGGUGGCGAGUCAGAGCGCACGCCCCAUCCCUGUGACCAUGGCAACUUCCAGAGCCACGCCCUGCAGCACUGGAAUGACUGCAUGUCUGAGAGGUGGCGACAGCAGGACUUCAUCUCCCGGCUGCUGCAAAGGCCAGUGAAGCAGCUGCUGAUGAACCAGUCCAACCUCUAUAGGCAGACUCAGGAGCAGAGGGAGCUCAUCAGCAAAGGCCUGCCAGCCCUGCACUCUGGACACGGUUAUCGAGUGGGCAGUGAGUUCUGGAAUCUGCCUCAGCGCUAUGGCGACGAGAUAAGCGGCAUCACCGCCACACUGACCCAGACGGAGAGAGGGGACCCGCCCCCCAUCACGCACGUCGCUCAGCCGCACACCAUACGCCAGCAGUCAGGCAAUGUAGCCCCGGAGGUGUCUGUGAGUCGUACGUGGGACAGCAGUCUGUACCUCAGGCAGCGCCGCGAGGAGCUAAAGGACGUGCUAAGAGAGCUUGACUUCAACCAGCCGGAGAUUGACGGUCUGGAGGUCAUUGGCUCUGGCCGCCCGUUCUCCUCGGUGACGGUGAAGCGCUCGGCCCUGCUGGGAGGAGGGAAACAGGGGGAUGAGCAAGAGGCCAUGGAGGAUGAGAGCGGAGAGGGGGAUCACAAGGAGAACAAGGAUCCACUGUCCAAGUAUGAUGAUGUGCUUUUGGAUGCAGUGUUGGUUCCCGCACUUAGCUUCUGUGGGGAGCUGGCACUUUGGACUGGUAGCCCUUCUUCGCACAAGGGCGAGGUGGGCAUCAGCGCGUGUGUGACGUUCGAGGCGGUGACUGGGGAGAGUGUGAGCUCUCACAUCGAGCUGGAGAACCACGGCAGCACGGCCAUCUACUACAGCUGGCAGAAGAUCCCACACACACACAGCUUCGCCGAGGUCCGCGCCGCGCGCACACACACACAGUGCUUCUACUUCAACACCACCAUGGGUGUGAUCCUGCCCGGUGAGCGUCAGCGUGUGCUGUUCACCUUCAAAAGCGCCCGCGCGGGCAUCCUGAGUGAGCUGUGGCACCUCAACACACACCCCGUGCUGCUCGGGGGCGCCGCCCUGCAGGUCACGCUCCGCGGGGUGGCACUCUACCAGGACAUCAGCGCACCGCAGAGACACGCCCUGCAGAUGGAGAUCCAGCACAAAGAGGCGGUGUCUGUGUGUGUGUCUUUGGUAUCUGACCUGCUGCGUGGGAUCCGCACUCCAGAGAGACCCAGCUCUCCUUCCCAACUCUACAACACAGAGGAGGACCACUUCCUCAAUAUCAACCCACAGCUCCACUACCACUAUGAGACCAUCGAGGCCCUCAAGAGCCUGUGGAAGGAAGUGACAUCCUCUGUGCAUUAUGACGUCACAGACGUAGCCACGGAGCCGCAGGAGUGGGACCUCUCAGUGGCCACUCUCCGACAGGCGGUGCUGAGUCUGCCCAGACUGGACUCGGAGGUGGAGGUGGAGGUGGAGGACCUCCGUAGGGAGGAGGCGCUGUCCCAACUCAACACCCUGCUGAUGGUGCUCCACACCCUCCCACAGCCUCCUCCACCUCUCACUCCACACACCGUCGGGCGGCAGCUGUGGAGGGAGCUGGUGGACGGCCUGGAGUCGGAGGCCGUGGGCCUGAGACAGACGCUGGGGAUGCCGGAGCUUAGGACCUGGGGGGAGAGCCAGCAGGACCUGCAGGACGAAGCCUGCACACGAGUGAAGAAGGAGGAGAAGUCUGAGAAGAAAGGGGCGCCCUCGCCAAAGGAGGAGAAGAAGGGAGGGAACAAGGAGAAAGAGGAGAAGAAGGGGACACCUCGGUCCACCCCUGUGAAAGACAAACCUGCUGAGGUGUAUGUGCAGACAGAACGAAUGCUUCUCUCACUAUGGGACUUGCUGGAGGACACACCUCCUAAACUGGACGAGGAUGACCAAGUCCUCUAA
Molecule: messenger RNA, 2683 nt
Organism: Alosa alosa (allis shad)
Lineage: Eukaryota; Metazoa; Chordata; Actinopteri; Clupeiformes; Clupeidae
Product: mycbp associated protein
Exons: 18
Coding region: 236-2683 (815 amino acids)
Source: RefSeq, a predicted model, not a curated record